Prorocentrum cordatum is the source of this 1936-nucleotide messenger RNA. The record is from the annotation of a GenBank genome assembly. Lineage: Eukaryota; Dinophyceae; Prorocentrales; Prorocentraceae.
AGUCCUUGCCCCCCCGCCGCCGUGCAUGGGCUCCAAUGCUGGCCCAAGCCGGCGGCCGGCUGCGCUGGUGCUCCUGCAGGAGGGGAGCGCUGGGCCUCCAGGCCGGGCCCUGGAGGCAGAAGCGCAGGCGUUGUUGGUCGACCCCGCUCACGGCCCGUACACUUUUCAGGCUUUGCGCACACUUCUCUCUCUGAGUAUCGGCCUCUGCGGUUUUCGCCGAGCUGUCUGGGAUGACGCGCCAGGCCUCCCCCCGCUGCUCGGCCUUCCGCUCGUGCUGCAUCGGCAUUGUGCGAAUUCCUCGGAGCGUGUGGCUCCACGUCUCGCGAGAGGGCGCCGACAAGCUGCACGCCGUCAAUUUUGCAACCGAUGCGGAGAGAGAGGCCGUCAAGAGGGACAACCGGGGGCUCGCGCAGGAGGCGUACCGGUCGAUCAACUUUGUCUGCUGGCGAAGGUCCGCUCUGUUUGUGCUCUGUACCGGCACGGUGGCGGAUUUUCCACGUGUCGAUAUCCCUGUGGAAUAUCAAGCACGCUCAUGACCAGUACGUCAGGCUCGAGAGACUCUCGGUGAGCCACUUCAACAUCGAUUUCGUCGCCUGGCGCGAGGGGGCCCUCGACCCCGAGAACGGCACCGAGCCAGAGGUCAGCUGCUUCCGCGUGGAGCGGUCGCUCGAGGGGAACCUCUCUAGCCUCUCCGACCUCGUGAAGGCGCCGCCGAUCCCCGGAGUCGGCUCUAUCGCCAAGAGCGUUGUCAUGAAGAAGGACCCGAAGCUCAGCUGCGGCGCGCUUCGGGACGCCCACGGGGACGCAGCCUGCAGCAGCAGCCUGGGCCUGAUGCUGGCGACGUACACGGUGGACUUCACCAGCGGCUGCCCCUGGUCCGACUUCUGCAAGAUGCCCUUCCACCACGCCUGCCCAGUCCAGUGCGGGAGCUACGGGACCGCCAUGUGCAGGGACCCAGGCAACCUGGUCGUGGAGGGCUACGCGAGGUUCUCGAGGUCCUUCGCGAUGGCGCUGUACCGCUCCCUGCAGGCGCAGGCGGCGCAGGUCACCAUCACGAGGUCCUACCUGAUGGCCCUGCUCAACAUCUGCGGGCUCGUGUCGCUGUUCCUCGCGCUCUGCAGGUGGACGCACUGGGCCAGGAGCCAACGCCUCGUGAUGGUGUCCUGGUGCCUGCUGUUUCUUGCGCCCUUCGUGCUCUCCUCGGUGCCCGUGAGACUCUUCUUGCAGGCGGACGAGGCCGACGGUUACAUCAAAGACUUCCUGCACGUCAGCCGGGAGUUCUGGAAGCCCGAGGAGGGCACCAAGGGCGGCAGCAAGGCCGACUUGCUGCCUUCGUGCGAGGAGCUCCGUGGAGCGGCGACGGGUACCGACAGUUACAGGAUGUUCAGCAAUUACAAGAACAGCCUGCGCGACGCCUGCAAGAAGUGCCCUGGCGGCGGCUGGAGCACGUGGUUCGACUGGCGCUGCUACGUCUUCAGCUUCGGGGAGAAGAAUACCGGGGCGUCGAAAAGCGACAUAACAAAGGUAUGCAACGAGUACCAGGAGGGCAGCCGGGAGUUCGACAACGCCGUCGAGGAGUUCUGCGAGGUGUCGAGGGCAUACGUGGAGCAGCGGGAGCAGCAGGCGCACGGGACCGCCAAGGGGUGGUCGAAGUUCGUGCAGUCGAACGAGAAGUACGGCGAGUACGGCUGGAAGCACGCGAAGAUCCUCAUGGAGUCCAGCAUCGGGCUGGGCGAUCCAUGUCCAUGCUCCUCGUCCUGUUUCCCGCCGCCCUGUCGGUGGCCCCCGCUCUGCUUCAGGCUCGCCUGGCCACCCGGCAACUCGAGCGCUUCCAGAGCAUCCUUGGCCAGAAUUUCGGAGCCCUAGAGCUUGGCACCAACACCAGUUGCCUCCAUCGAGGGAAGAAGCUGCUGAUCUCGGUGAUGGUGGCCAUCUU